CGACCUCACGUGUGAUAAUCAGAGUUACGCUAUUUGGUGUUUUGUGUGAUUGUUGCAAUUUAAAAAGUGUCCUGGUCAGGUCCUGCCUCUUACUCUACAUGAUCAGCUGAUUGGUAACCAUAGUAAUAAUGUUGUUAACUAUUCUUACUGUAAUGUGUACUGCUGUUAUUGGUUCAUUGUUCAUAUGGUUGGUUUUCAUCAGACAUCCAAGUCAUGUCAAAGUAAACUGUUGGUUCUGUAAUGAAGACACCAUUGUGCCUUAUGGAAAUAAAAACUGCUGGGACUGUCCACACUGUGAACAAUACAAUGGUUUUAAUGAGGAUGGGGACUACAAUAAACCAAUACCAGCACAGCAUCUUGAAGAACUUAACCAUAGUAUUCUUAUAGAAUCUCAACAGCAAAAUUCAUCAAUUAAUCAUGACAGUACUACAAAUUUGUUAUGUCAGCAGUGUAAUAGGAAUCAGUUAUUGAAAGUGAGACAACUAGCAGUAUUUGUACCUCGAAACGAGGAAACAUUUGAUGAAGAAAUAGAAGUGUACGAGCAUCGCUUGGAGCAAGUUUACAAAUUGUGUUUGCGAUGUGAGACUGCUUUACGAAGAGAAUUACGAACACAAAACAGAAAUUUGAAAUCUAAAAUGUUGGGAAAGCGUUUGAAAGAAUCAAGUUUAAAAAAUGUUUCUAUUAGCAUAUACCAUCCAGUAUUAUCUCUACCAUGGAAAGUCAAGCUCGUGCGUGCUUGUACAGUUAUUAUUAGUUUAUUGUGUUUCCUUGGUAACAUGGGAAGUAACCAUGGCAAUGCUGAUGGAUCAACAAAAUAUGAUGCAAUAAAAGAUGUUUGUUUUCCUUCAAAAGAUAUUUUAUAUGUAUAUAUUAAUAUGGGACUUUUCACGUCUGUUAUAAGCAGUUUUAUUGCUGGCAAAGACAGAAUAAGUGGUGCUGAUGCAGGUCUACCGUUUCUAUGGUUACUGUUGCUAUGUAUGCAUUCUGGAGCUAAUGAGUGGUUUCCGUCUUUACUUAUUCUUGUGUUAGAGAAGGUUUUGAUGCCUUUACUGUGUUUGUUUGUUUCACUACUUUGCCUGUUGCAGAACAGAACGAUUCAACCUCCUCGGUCUAUGAAAAAAAGGAAAAGUUUCGACUCAUUCUCCAAUAUGUCUUCCCUGUCAUGUGAUAGCAGUCUCUGUAGCUCAUUGGCUGAUGAUUGUGAAGCCUCAGUGAGGAAUGAUGACAUAUAUGCACCUUCAUCCAAUCACGAAAAUAGUGGGUAUCUAGAAACUGCUUCAUUGAAAUCAUUUGUGUCUACCAAUCCAAACAAACCAUGUUAUGGGUAUGCAGAAACAGGAUCAUUAAACUCACUUGCAUCAGCCAAUCAAAAGACACAGAACUAUGAACACCUAGAAACAGCAUCCACAAAAUCCUUUGCAGCAACCAAUCACAGGGGAUUGAACAGUAGUUUUUUGGAAACAGUACCAACAACUCCUAAAAAGGGCUUAUUUGAUGAGCCAUUAGACGCAUUGUCACUGGGGCCUCCUUCAAAUACUAAGAGAAGAGACUUGGGAAUGUGGUCAUCCCAUGCUGUGAAAUGUGGAGAAAUUACAACUAGACCUGUUACCAUGGCAAUGGCAUCUUCAUCAAUGUGUAAACGCACAUCUAUUCUUUGUCCCUCAAGGUUCAACUUCUCCUCUCCAGCGCAAGACUCUAAAAUAACUACAUCAAAAGAAUUGUUUUCAUCACAGGAGACUACAGAGCAACCCAACUCUGAUUCAUCUUCAUCUUCAUCAUCCAUUGGUAGUCAUAGUAACCAGAUGACUAAUUCUGAAAAUGCUGUCAACUGUAUAAAGCAAGGUGUUUUCAGUCGGUCAUACAUCUGGCAGUCUUUGCUGGCAUUGAGUGCUAGUGUUAAUCUGGUAGUUCUUAGCUAUGUUGCCAUCAAUUAUACAUCCAUCUUAGGACAAUGAUAUACAUGUAUAGAAAUAUUUAAAUAUAUAUAUCUAUGGUCUUUGGUGGGAAUGUUUAUUUUUUGAAUUAAGAAACAUCACCUGUGUCCUCUAAUAUUUGUCAUGUAUUUUUCUCCAUCAUCUUUUUCAUCCUAUUUAUGUUUUGUAAAUAAAAAAAUGUUUAAUAUGUACAACU
Messenger RNA from Saccoglossus kowalevskii, 2130 nucleotides. RefSeq lists its product as uncharacterized. Gene Ontology annotation, biological process: nuclear migration along microtubule. Gene Ontology annotation, molecular function: actin filament binding; lamin binding. The record is from RefSeq and is a predicted model, not a curated record. NCBI's taxonomy places the organism in Eukaryota, Metazoa, Hemichordata, Enteropneusta, Harrimaniidae. Gene Ontology annotation, cellular component: nuclear membrane.